AUGAAGCAAAUCGGGCUUAUACCUUCGGGAGCACAACUUUGGUACAAAAGGAUCAUAACGGUGACUCACGGCCGUCUGAUUUAUUGUUCAACAAUUGCGAUCUACGUAUACAACUUGAAUGACUUUAGAUUAGAAAGAAUCCUAACAGGUCAUUCUAUGGCCAUCACUGGAGUUGUUGCUUCACCUCAUACCCCUCAUUUAAUAGCCACCUCCAGUUUAGAUCAAACCUUGAGAGUAUGGGACAUUACAGAUGGAAAAACUGUCAAAGUGGUUGAUCUUAAAUCUAUUCAGUUCAAGCCUUAUUGUAUUGAAUGGAGUCAUACGGAUAGAUAUCAACUCAUUAUCGGAAGUAAGAAAGGAGCACUCAAGGUUUGGGAUUUCAAUGAUGAUUCCAACUUUGCUGUGUCUGUAUUCAACGGAGAUGAUGUUAGAAUGAUUGGAUUGAAUUCAAGAAAUCCUGGAAUGUUAUUUGUAAACUGUGGAGCUGAAUUCUUUCUUGUGGAUGUCAUCAAACGAAAAACGGUACACAAGUACCGAUUAUCCGAUUACAAAAUUGUAGAUUUUCAAUGGGAUCCCCUUUCUACCAAUUACUUGAUUUGUUGCUAUGAAAAUGGGCAAUCAGUGCUGUAUGAUACAGAGGCCAAAGAAGCCGAGAACAUGAAGAUUAAAUCCUUUGACAAGUCAGGUGCAGGUAUAUCUUCAGUUUCUUGGAUUAGAAAUGAGCCAGGAAAUUUCAUUACAUCAGACAUCAGGGCAGGAGUGAUUAGAUAUUGGAACGUUUCUCAAACAACAGUCCUAAAAGUACAACAAAUUCGAAAAAAUAGUGGCUUCCAAGAUUUGGUCAUGCUGCCAGGUAGCCCAAAGAUCGCUUGUGCAUUUAAGGACGGUGCUGUUGGCUUGUACGACAUCUCAAAAAAGCAAUUUGAUUUUAUUACACCAGGGUCUCAUACUGAAACAAUAUUCGAUUGUGAUUAUUGUCCUGCUAAUCCCGAUAUUUUUGCGACAUCAGGAUUUGACCACAGCAUUAGACUUUGGGAUACCCACAGAAUGAAAGUUGUCGAAAAUUUAACUCACGACUCUGGAGUAAUAUAUGGUUUGGCAUGGCACCCAACAAAAAAAGAAAUUGCAGGAGCGUUUAACACUGGCUUAGUAAUUAUUUGGGACGCUCAAAAAAGAAUUCCAAAGCUUCAAACCGAAAUCCACAAAGACUGCAUUUAUAGAAUCAGUUGGAACCCAAUAGAUCAUUCUCUCCUAGCAACAUCCUCCAAGGACACGUAUUGUAACGUAUUCAGCGACGAAGGUAAAAUAACCAAGAAGUACAAACACCCAGCUCCUGUUUUUGGCGUUUGCUGGCAUCCAAAAAACAAGAACAUCCUUGCUACUGGUUGUCAUGAUUUCAUUGUGAGAGUUUUCAACAUAAAUAAUUCGGGUGAGCAACCAGUAUCGGUUCUAAAAGGUCACACCGCUGAGGUAUUCAAUGUUGUUUGGCAUCCUACCAUCAAUAACGUACUUGCUUCAGGAUCUAAUGACAAAACCAUAAGAGUGUGGGAUAAUGAUAAUGGAUCCAGCAAGGUCUUGAGAGGCCACACCCAUUAUGUAAGAGCCUUGGCUUGGAAUCAUGAGCUGUCCAACGUGUUAUUAAGUGGAUCAUGGGAUGGAACAAUAAGAGUAUGGGAUGCAAGCAAAGAAAAGCAAUUAGCAAUUUCCAACGAUCAUCAUGCAGAUGUUUACGGUAUUAGCUCACACCCAGAAAGACCAUUUAUUUUUGGAUCCACCUCAAGAGACACAACAAUUAGAUUUUGGGAUCUUGAACCACUUGUCAGAAAAUACUAUGUAAGGACAAUUCAAGAUCAAAGUCUUGCUAAUAUUAUGGGAGUACCAUCAAAUCCCUUUGACGAUAAUGCUCCAGAAAUGUUGCUUUCAGGACAUGGUUCAAAAACUGUGAACGCAAAUAUGGUUCAAGCAAGAACUGAUGUGGAGAAAUAUACUAUCCUCUCAGAGUUCUUUAACUUCCCAUACACAACUAGAAACUUAUGGGAGCUGGCAAAUAGUUAUUCGCAAGGCAAAAAGUACAAGUCUUCAUUGAAGUCUGAUGUUUUGUUUUGUAACACUAUAACGGACACCGUGUAUAGCAAGGCAAAGGAGUUAGAGUCCAGUAGAUACAAAAAUAAGAGCUCAAAUGCUUCACAAAGAGCUGCUGAGCAACUACGGGAGUCAGCAAAACAAUAUCUCAAAAUUGGAAAGAUGAAAAAUUACUGUGAGAUUAUGUGUGAAAUUGGCGAAUGGGAGAAAGCGAUUGCUGUUGCUCCAUCUGUGUCCUUAGAUUAUUGGAGAGAUUUAACUGCAAGAUAUGCUAAAACUUUAUCUGAAAAUGAAAAUGAAGAAGUAAUGCCGUAUUAUAUCGCCACAGGUGAGAUUGAUAAGCUGUUGAAUUUUUGUAUCAGAAAGAAUCAACUUACAGACGCAUCAAUCAUUGCCAGAAGAGAUUCAGAGGAAGGAUAUCCAAAACCUGCAAUGCUUCCACCUCUAAAACAAGAUAGUACAAAAGACGAUGAAAAUCACGAUAAUGCCCCAAUAACGAUUGAGAUGAGAAGGAUUGCAGAGUUGCAGGCCAAGAAUUUUAUGAAAGAAGCUAAACCAAUAAUGGCGGCAUCUGCGUUUUUAUCAAUACGAGAUAUUGAUAAGUGUCUUCAUUUUCUGGUGAAAGGAUGCGAAGGAAUUUUGGCUUAUUCUCUUUAUAGAUCUUUAUUGAUGAGAAACCCCAAUGAUUCUGUGUAUUUGUCAUUUGCAAACUCAUGCACCCAAUGCGGACAGUGGGAUAUUGCUGCUGAGGUAUUAGCAAAGGUUAAAAACAGAGCCGAAGCUGCAAAGUUACUCUCAAAAAUGGAUCCUUUUCACCCACUACGAGAGAAUUUAUUUAUCAAGGCGGGAUUCCAACCUCCUAGUUUUUAUUCCACACAGGCACCAGCAGUUGAGCACAAAAAUCCUGCCGAUUGUAUUCGAUUUUAUUCAUUUGCGUCAGAGAAUCAAAAUGCUGCACUGGUUGCAAUCGUUCAGUAUGAAGAAUUAUUUGCCAUGGACGACUGGAAUUGGCCUCUAAUUACUGAAAUUCACUCUGCUGUACAAUGCAUCGAUGCCACCAAACUUGAAUCUCUAAUGAAGACAAAAAUUAUGAUGUAUACCAACAUGAUUGGAGCACAGCUGGCAUUGUGGAAAGAGUAUUAUAAUAUUGCUCCAAAGCUAGCACAAAAUGCCAGAGAUUGUAUGAAGAAACUCACAGACUUCUUUACUCCAAAGGAAUAUAUCGAGUAUUUAUAUUGUCUUUGUAUGGCUUAUGGAGACCCUGAAGAAGGAGUCGGUAUUUUAGGUCAAGCUCUUUCUAGAGAGGUUGAUGUGAUGGAUGAAAAAUAUGCAAAACCCUUAAUUUUGAUUAAGAAGCGACUAGAAGAUCGUACUUUCUUGGGUGACGUGCCUUUGUCUAACUUGGUUGUUCCUUCAGGAUCCAAUUUACCUGUUCGUUCACUCGAUGGAAAGAAAAUUGUAAGCAUGAUCUCAAAGAAAGAAGCACAACCGCCCGUCAUGCUUGAAGAUCAUUCAGUAAUCAGUUUGGCUGAGGCUGACAUGUGGCGCGAAGUGAACACGUUCUCUCCAACAAUGACAGGUGUGAAAAUUUAG
Molecule: messenger RNA, 3675 nt
Organism: Naegleria lovaniensis
Lineage: Eukaryota; Heterolobosea; Eutetramitea; Acrasida; Naegleriidae
Exons: 3
Coding region: 1-3675 (1224 amino acids)
Molecular function (GO): protein binding
Source: RefSeq, a predicted model, not a curated record